UUGCAACCCUGCAACAUGUCUAAAUGUAAACAAAAAUGCUGCCGGUUGACUGCGAGCAACAAACUCUCCUACGCGUUAUCAAAAAAUUAGUUUGUUAUCUGUAAUUACCUAGCUGACGAAUAAAUUAAAUUCAAAGGAAAUAAGUGGUAGCAGUCAAAUGUAGAUGUGUCGCGUAUAUUUGAAACGGCUUUUCUUUACUUCGAGUUGGCAAUUGUUUUAAUUGUUAAUAACUGAUUACCACGCCCUAACAAGUUGCUUAUAUUUAGUGGAUAAACUUAUCUUAAACACUAUGCCAACAUUAAUGCUUGGAAGAUCAGUGGUAGCACUUUUCCAAGUGCAACUUUUGCUUUUACAAAGUUUACAUAUAUCAGCAGUCACUAUUAAUCAUUGGAUACUACAAGAGGAUGGUCGUAUUACACAAAAAGUUGACUCACCAUUUCUAUUGCGCGAACCACAUAAUCUUGUAGCCUUUCUCGAUCAAAUACAACACAAUGAUUAUGUGGAGCAAUCCUAUCUGAAAUUAAGACGACAACGCGAAUUAAUUGCAGAGCACUUGCGUUAUUCAAAACAAUUCAGUGAGGAUUUGGUUUUGCAGGCAGAACGUCUGCAGCCACAUUUGGGCGCACAAACACAACCAAUGCAAAAUUUGAUCAAUUCGUUGGAAGCGCUCACCAAGCAAACGGCAAAAAUGUAUAGAAUUUAUAUACGUAGCUACUUGGAGUUCGUAAAGGACGAAUUGAAAGAGUUUAGGAAGUUGAAAACAAAAAUUACACAACAUCAUGAAAAACUGAUACAACAGCAGGUGCCGCUUGCAGUGCGACAUCUAGAUGAGAAAGCAACGAAUGAUAAUUAUUUAAAACGUGGACAAUAUUGUAGUACUCGUACUUUGUCGAUAUCGGAGGAGCCAAUCUUAUUUUGUGAUUUUUACUCCGACAUGCAAAUGCGUUUAGAUGGUAAGGAUGUGGAUCCUGAAACAUUGGAGCGAGAUUGGCAGCUGACAAGCGAAUCUGUGCUGAAUCAAGUGACUAAUUUGAAUGUACAACAGCGCAUGAAUUUAGAACAGAUAAAAGCUAUGCGUGCAAAGAAAGCGGCGGCCAUGGCAAGUGCCAAAAGUAAGAAAGUGACGACGCAGGUUUCGUCAGCAACUGGCGAAAUACCCGAUGCUAAAAGUAAUGACACAUGAGUAAAACGUUCGUAAACGCAAUACUUGUAGCUUUAAAGACAACGCAUUAAUGUUUAUAACAAAUUAUGUUUAAUUUCCUGCAAUUGACAUUUUUACACGUUACUUAUCGCAUAACAUUUUUUUUUAUCUAAAUGGUAUUAAUAAAUUUUUAUUACUUUUUUUUUUUUAAAUAUCGCA
This is a messenger RNA of Zeugodacus cucurbitae (melon fly), 1360 nucleotides long. RefSeq lists its product as uncharacterized. The coding region runs from base 290 to 1183 and encodes 297 amino acids. The record is from RefSeq and is a predicted model, not a curated record. Lineage: Eukaryota; Metazoa; Arthropoda; Insecta; Diptera; Tephritidae. The transcript has 3 exons.